Messenger RNA from Pistacia vera, 1415 nucleotides. Its product is annotated as GDSL esterase/lipase At4g10955. Gene Ontology annotation, biological process: lipid metabolic process. The record is from RefSeq and is a predicted model, not a curated record. NCBI's taxonomy places the organism in Eukaryota, Viridiplantae, Streptophyta, Magnoliopsida, Sapindales, Anacardiaceae. The transcript is spliced from 3 exons. Bases 162 to 1205 code for a protein of 347 amino acids.
UGAAGAUUGACGAAGACGUUAUAACGUUCUGACGGCGACCACUUCGCUUCUAAUUAACACAUUUCGAGCUCGUCAUCGAUCAGAUCUGCCAAACCUCUUAAUUAAUCCAGAACUGCUUUUACAGAUAUCAAGAAGAAAGGACAAAAAGAUCAUAUGGUGUAAUGGCCUCUGAGAGGGAAGAUUUUAGUCUUUCAGGGCCUUUACACCUGACUACUCUUGAUUGGACAAAUGAUAAUCAUCGAAGGUCUGUAGCAGCUUGUUUGGUUCAGGGUGUGUACAUUCUAGAGCGAGAUCGUCAGCUGCAGCGUUAUGAAUCUCAAGCUCUUGCACCUCCUUGGUGGGAGUUCUUCCACUUUCAAUUGCUCCGUCAGCUUAAAGAUGAUGCUGAUUUUUCAAUCUUUGGUGCCAUUUAUGAAUUCAAACCUCCAGCUUCAAAUUGUAACUUGUCAACAGCUGGAACACCUCGCUAUGUAAUUGCCUUUCGAGGGACCUUGACCAAACAAGACUCUUUUACACGGGAUCUUGAGUUGGACCUCCACUUAAUCCGAAAUGGACUCCACCAGACAUCUCGUUUUGAGAUUGCUAUGCAAGCUGUCAGAAACAUGGUUGCUUCUGUAGGUAAUUCAAAUGUCUGGUUGGCUGGCCAUUCCCUUGGGUCAGCUAUGGCAAUGCUUGCGGGGAAGACUAUGGCCAAGACGGGUGUUUUACUUGAAGCUUUUCUCUUUAAUCCACCAUUCCUUUCAGCCCCAAUUGAGAGGAUUAAAGAUAAGAAAGUCAAGCAUGGGCUUAGAAUAGCAGGCAGUGUUAUCACAGCUGGACUUGCUCUUGCUGUAAAUGUAAAGAAAAAUCAACAUAAUACUCGGUCUGCAACUGAGGAUCCAUUUGUUGCGCUGGCUGCUUGGGUCCCUCGUCUUUUUGUGAACCCAGCCGACCACAUCUGCUCAGAAUAUGUUGGAUAUUUUGAACAUAGGAAGAAGAUGGAGGAGAUUGGAGCAGGAGGUAUUGAAAGGUUGGCAACUAAACACUCCCUUGGGGGUCUAUUUAUGAAUGCAAUGGGAAAGGAGUCAGAACCUCUACACCUCAUUGCAUCAGCAAAUCUGACAGUUAAUGCAACUCCUUCACGAGAUUUCAAACAGGCUCAUGGAAUUCACCAGUGGUGGAAAUCUGAUCUGCACUUGCAGUCCAAGUUUUACACAUACAAAUAGUUUUGGUGAGUUUUUGCAAUUCCUUGUCCUGAUUUAUCUUGUAUAUGCCAUUUGUAGAAUACUUAAUCAUUGUCGAAUGGACUAUGGAACUUAGAUCCCUGGCUUUUAAGUUGAAUCUUCAGCCAAUUGUUAGUACACAGUUGACAGGUCUCUUGUAUUUGAGAUUUGUCCUUUGUACACAAGUCAAUGUUAAAAAAAAAAAAAAAAAAA